This is a messenger RNA of Pimephales promelas (fathead minnow), 1566 nucleotides long. NCBI's taxonomy places the organism in Eukaryota, Metazoa, Chordata, Actinopteri, Cypriniformes, Leuciscidae. The record is from RefSeq and is a predicted model, not a curated record.
GAAUAAAAACAUGAAUGAGUUUCUGUAUGAGUUUGUCCUUUUGAUUUAGUCUAGGUGCACUUUGGGACGCUUUGAAAUAGUUUGACGUAACACAUCCUCUUUUGCAGAAGUCACGUGACCUUGUUGGCUUGACACGAGCCCAUCAUCGGUACCCUGCAUUACUGCUGUCAUUCAGUUUGUAUGCGGUCAGAAACGGCAUCAUGAGGAACCAUUCUUCCCUUUUUUUGGUUGUAUUAGCUCUACUCAUGGACGGUGUUUCUGUGGCUGUGACAGAUGACGUGAAGCCCGUGUCCGUGAUGAAGGGAGAUUCUGUCAUUCUCAACACUGGUGUUUCUGAACUACAGAGCGAUGAUACCAUAGAAUGGAUCUUUGGAGAUAAACUUAUCAUAGCGAAAAUUGAGGGAAAAAACAAAAUCUCAAUCAAUGCUUUCAGAGACAGGCUGGAGCUGGACAGUGAGAAUGGCUCUCUCACCAUCAAGGACAUCACGAAUGAACAAGAGGGACUUUAUAAAGUAGACAUCAGAGGCCGCUAUGAGACAUCCAAGAGAUUCAAUGUUACUGUCCGUGAUGUUGUGGAGUCAGUGUCAGUGCUGGAGGGAGACACUGUCACUCUACACACUGGUGUUACUAAAAAACAGAGAGAUGAUCAGAUACUGUGGAAGUUUAAAGAUCAAGUCAUCAACACUGAUCGCUUAAACGGCCCUGACGCGAGAUGGAGUAACAUUGAUCUCAAUGAUCAAACCGGAGAAAUCACCAUCAGAAACAUCCGAAGAGAUCAGACUGGAGAUUAUAAAGUGGAGAUCAACACCAGCAGUAUGAUCUUACACAGAAAACGAUUUAUUACUGUUGAUGAAGUGAAGACGGUGUCAGUGAACGAGGGAGAUUCGAUCAUUCUGCGCACUGGUGUUAUUAAUAUACAGGAAUGUGAUCAGAUAUUGUGGAAGUUUGUAGACCAUCUAAUAGCUAAAAUAAAUAAAGGGGAGAAUCAGUUUUCAUUAUUUAGUGCUGAUGGGAGAUUUGAAGGCAGACUGCAUCCGGACUAUCAGUCUGGUUCUCUGACGAUCAGUAACUCCAACAUCACAGACUCUGGAGAUUAUCAUCUGAAGAUGAGCAACAGCACAUACACCAUACAGAGGAACAUCAGUGUUUCUGUCAGACCAGACCCGCGCAGUCCAGAUCCAGGUCCUCACACAAAUUAUAUACUUGUAUGUGGUCUUGUGUUUGGGAUUGGCUUUCUGGUUGCAUCUGCGACUGCUGUAGCGAUUUUCUGUUACAAGGAGAGAAAAAAAGAAAGGGCAGGUUUCGAUGCAGUUCAAAACCCAGGAUCAGGAUGAGUCACCCAACUGCAACAGUAAAAAAUGCUGUAAUAAUACAAAUGAGCUAUAUGAGCUAUAAAUUGGCAAGAGCUGUAUUUGGUACAAACAGAGAAGGAAGUUUUGUUUGAUGUAUUCAUUUGCAUUACACACUGAUCUGUGUAUUUAGUCUGUAUACAGUUUACAGACCAUUGACUUGUCGAGUUUAAAGGUCCCCUGACAUGUUUUUUUUUUAUUAUUAUUCUAUAAUGUU